Messenger RNA from Styela clava, 886 nucleotides. The record is from RefSeq and is a predicted model, not a curated record. NCBI's taxonomy places the organism in Eukaryota, Metazoa, Chordata, Ascidiacea, Stolidobranchia, Styelidae.
UUCCACACGGAAGAACUGGAAAUGGAACCGACAGUAUGGAAUGAAAGCGACAUUGGAAUCGUCAGCAGAGGAGAAAAAUGCAAGAAAAUGCAAAUCAGAGCUGUUAAAAUAAUCCAUCACAGUAUAUCGAUAAGUCGAUGCGAACAAUUGGGAAAUAUCUGUUCCAAAUAUGAUGUGGAUGAAAUACACAUCUUCCGAGCCCGACUCGAAGCUCAACAUUUGCAAGUUUUCCUUGAAUAUGUGGAAGACGGAAAAUUUAAUUCGUUGAGUAUUGGUGACAACUACGAAUUAGGAGACGAAGGUUUUGCUUUAGUUGGAGCUGUUGUUGUUAGAUGUGAAGUUCGAAAGCUUCGCAUGAGGGAAUGCGAUUUGAAAACCAGUGAAGUUAAAGCUUUUAGAGAAAACGUCAGUGAUGCGACAUUGGACAGUCUCGAUGUGAGUUAUAAUGAUAACUUGAAUCCUUCAGUCUAUUCUGAGAUUGGCGUACUUGUAACACAGUGCCAACUUAAAAAUCUUGCUAUAAAAGAUUGCUACCUGGAACCAAAGGGGAUAAAAGCACUAAAAGACAAUCUCGGCGAUAACGUAGAGCUUCAAACACUGGAUUUUAGUGAAAAUAAAGCCGACAAAAUUGGCAAGGAAGGAUUGUCAAUGAUUGAAGAAAUCGUUCGCAAGUGUAAAGUUGAAAGUCUAUUGAUGAAAGAUUGCAAAUUCGAUGAAGAUCAGUUAGAUACUUUCAAGGAAAUGAUUGGCGACAUCGAAUUUCAUCAUUAAUAUUUCUAAAAGACCUAAAAUUCUGUACUCUUGACCAAAUCUUUGUUAUUUUGUAGUAUAUAUUGUGUUUUACUUUUCAGUAUUAAUAUUGACUAAAAAUGUGAACACGAAAACA